Anopheles aquasalis is the source of this 1279-nucleotide messenger RNA. It is a transcript of the gene JMJD4, whose product is annotated as jumonji domain containing 4. The record is from RefSeq and is a predicted model, not a curated record. Gene Ontology annotation, molecular function: 2-oxoglutarate-dependent dioxygenase activity; sequence-specific DNA binding. Gene Ontology annotation, cellular component: nucleus; cytoplasm. NCBI's taxonomy places the organism in Eukaryota, Metazoa, Arthropoda, Insecta, Diptera, Culicidae. Gene Ontology annotation, biological process: positive regulation of translational termination; protein hydroxylation.
UGUUCAGCAAGUCUCUCCAAUUCAUCGACCCAUGAUCCUAUGGAUACGAUCGAAAUUGCAUCGUCAGGGACUGAAACUACGCAAAACUAUGAAGACCGCAAUGGAAUUGAGCGAGUUGCGCUGCAGGACUUAUCAUACGGCGAGUUUUUCGAAAGGUACAUGCGCCCGAAUCGAGCCGUUAUCAUAACAUCGGUUGCGGACGGUUGGGAUUGCUUCAAACGUUGGAUCGAUCGAUCGGUCCACCCUCACCGGCUGGAUGUGCAGUUCCUGAGAGGAAAGCUUCCAAAUCUUACCGUACCGGUGGCCGAUUGUGGCAAGCAGCAAUACAAUGCACACGAGAAGACCGAGAUGAAACUGUUUGACUUUCUGGACUGCUGGGAUGGCCAACGGAAUGCGGAAGUGCGGAGCCGAUACUAUCUUAAAGAUUGGCAUCUUCGCAGUGCGGUACCGGAGUACGAGUUCUACAAAACGCCACCCUUUUUCGCCUCCGACUGGCUGAACGAGUAUUUGCUGGACCGAGGGACGGAUGACUAUCGGUUCGUGUACAUGGGACCCGCUGGCACAUGGACCGCUUUUCACGCGGAUGUCUUUGGAUCAUUUAGCUGGUCGGUGAACAUCUUCGGUGAGAAGCUCUGGUAUCUUCUCGUUCCAGGUGAAGAAGCGAAACUGCGGGACGGGCUGCAGAAUCUGCCAUUCCGUGUGACCGAAGAUGAGCUGCAAAAUGCCGGUGUUCGAUACUGCACCGUAAACCAACGACCUGGAGAAGCAAUAUUCGUUCCUACUGGUUGGUAUCAUCAAGUUUUAAACGUAGAAGACGCCAUCUCCGUAAAUCACAACUGGUUCAACGCGUGUAACGUGGCUGCGGUCUGGAGAAAUCUACGGGCCGCGCUGCAGGAUGUUCUGCGUGAAAUUGACGAUUGCAGGGACAUGGAGAACUUUGACGAGCACAGCCAGCUGAUGCUGAAGGCCAGCUUUGGUAUGGAUUAUGCCGAUUUUGUGGACAUCCUGUGUUACAUCUGUGAUAAGAGAAUGGCCUUGCUGGCCGCCGAAGGUGAAUCACGAAAAGGAGAUCCCCCGGCCGAGUAUACGUUGGGCCGGAAUCACGCGGCGUUCGAUCUAGUUACCAUAGAAACGUUGUUAUCCGCAGUGCUAGAAUCGCGGGCGUUUUCCUCCACGCCAGCUGUAGAAGAAAGCGCAUCAACAACAGGCGUGAUAGCCAAGUCGUUACAACUUUGGUGCAGAGGAAAGUAAAACGACACCCUGCUCAUGCAGUCGAAUC